This is a messenger RNA of Penicillium daleae, 1398 nucleotides long. Its product is annotated as cation efflux family protein family. The record is from RefSeq and is a predicted model, not a curated record. The transcript is spliced from 2 exons. Bases 1 to 1398 code for a protein of 465 amino acids. Gene Ontology annotation, cellular component: Golgi apparatus; membrane. Lineage: Eukaryota; Fungi; Ascomycota; Eurotiomycetes; Eurotiales; Aspergillaceae. Gene Ontology annotation, molecular function: zinc ion transmembrane transporter activity. Gene Ontology annotation, biological process: zinc ion transport; intracellular zinc ion homeostasis; transmembrane transport.
AUGGCUUCGAAUUUCCCUCUUCCUAUCCCGCCACGCACCCCGACACCACCAUCAGACGAGGCCGGAGAUCACAAUGCGCCUUAUAUCAAGUCAGGAGUCGCGCUUGAUCGCGACGCCUUGUCACCACUGCGCGAUACGUUUCCUAGGAGCGUAUCGCUAGACCCUGGAAACGGGGACCGUCUAAGCCCGACCAAAUCUUCAUUCAGCUUGAGCCCUGGACCUUCAGAUAAUGUCACGUCAGCACAGAAUGGCGCGAGUGACUCGACUGCCGCUGGACCAUUCAACUUCAAUACGACUGUUAUGGCAAAGGGACCAGUAGUCAAAUCGAACAUUGGACAGCGUCGUGGCCACAAAUACAAGCACAGUAGUAUCUCACACCAGAUAUUCCUCGAACCUCCCCCGCGGGCACCGUUUGCUUUGCCAAACUCGUUGCCAAUUCCAACAUUGAAAGAAUGCCGUGCUAGUAUGUCAAGGGACCAGAAGACACGCUUUUGGUGGAGUGUUUGCCACAUGUUCGUGGCGGCAUAUACACUUUGGACCGCUCAUGGGUCGCUAGCCAUGACGGCAUUAUCCCAUUUGAUUCUCUUCGACUCACUGGGGGCUCUCCUUUGUGUGGCCGUAGAUGUUCUUGGAAACUUUGAAGUAUGGAAGCGAUCUAGUAUCCGCCAUCCAUUUGGCCUGGAGCGAGCCGAGGUUCUUGCUGGCUUUGCGAUGUGUGUUCUGCUCCUGUUCAUGGGCCUGGAUUUGAUCUCUCAUAAUUUACAACACUUCCUUGAGAAGGCUGGUCACGAACCCCACCAUGUUCAUAACCAUGACCGGGUCUCUGUGGGAAGUGUCGAUAUCACAGCCGUCUUGGCUAUUUCUUCGACAUUGGUGUCUGCCAUCGGACUCAAGAAUCAUGCACGGAUUGGGAAGGCCAUGCGCUUUGCGUACAUUGAGUCUCUUCCAUCGGUUUUGAGCAAUCCGUCUCAUUUCUUGACCCUCUCCUGCUCGGCUCUCCUGCUUUUGCUGCCGUUGGUCUCGAUUCGAAUUUAUGACUGGCUAGACAAGGUCCUUUCUGGCACUAUUGCUAUCUCCAUGUGUGUUCUCGGCGUGCAUCUGGUGAAAACUCUGGGCUCUAUGCUGCUGAUGUCCUAUUCGGGCCAAGGCGUGACGGAGGUUAUCAAAGACAUUGAGGCAGACCCGGCUGUGUUUGGGGUCGAUGAUGCACGCUUCUGGCAGGUCCAUUACGGCCUUUGCAUGGCCAAUCUAAAAGUUCGUGUUGGUGGAACCGAGGACACAAUAUCUCGCCUGAGAGAGAAGAUCUCCAGCUUGAUUCGAAACCGACUCGGCGGGGGUUAUGGCACUGGCGGCCAGAAAUGGGAGGUUUCCCUCCAAUUUACCAUUGAAAGGCCCUAG